Nezara viridula (southern green stink bug) is the source of this 782-nucleotide messenger RNA. Lineage: Eukaryota; Metazoa; Arthropoda; Insecta; Hemiptera; Pentatomidae. The record is from the annotation of a GenBank genome assembly.
AUGCCGCGAUGUCUUGGAGGUCCUUCGAGGUCCACCCCUUCCUGGCCUUGCUGGAUCCAGGUAUAUAACAUCGCCGCUGUCAGUCCACGGCAACAGUCUUCCGCUGACCACAUCUCGUCAAUCAUGAAGAGUUUCGCCUUUGUUGUACUCGCCUGCCUGGUGGCUGCGAUCGCCUACGCCGAAGAGGAUACCCAGAAGUCUGUUGAAGAGGAAGCACCGACUACAGAGAAGAAAUUGUUCAAGAAAGACGUGACUAACGACCUCAGCACUGCUCCCUCCUACGGCUUGGGCUACGGCCUGUCUUAUCCUUACUACGGCUACGGAGGUCUUGGAGGACUCUCUCAUGGACUUGGAAGCGGUGGAUACGGAGGUCAUGGAGGACACUCUUAUGGACUUGGUAGCGGUGGAUACGGUGGCCACGGAGGAUAUGGUAAGGCCUUCGUCCUCCCGGUCUACAACUACGGAUAUGGCGGUCUCGGAUAUGGAGGAUACGGAGGUGGAUAUGGGAGCUAUGGCGGUUAUGGCAAAGGAGGCUAUGGCGGAUACCCUUACGGCUACAGCAGCGUCUCCCUCGGCGGCUACUCCCCCUGGGGCUCCAGCUAUUACAGCUACCCUUACGGAAGCUCUUACUACAACGGCCAUGGACAUCAUGGUGGAUAUGGUGGAUAUUACUAACCGACCAACUUUACCAUAUAUAAUGUAUUUUUUGUAAUUAUAUUUAUUAAUUGUAUUUAUUGUAUAAUAAAAUGUAUUUUUAUUUAAAGAAGAAUACAGUGUUGUUU